AUGGAAAGAGGGGGAAAAAUUGCGGCUAUAUUUGUCGGUCAUUUCGUGUCGCGCCGUCAUAAGGUUUUUUUAUUUCUAUUUUCCCUCUUAUUUUUCUUCACGUCCGUUAUGUUGUUGUCCAGUUGCUUCCUUCUUAGCACUCCCAGCUUUUUUUCUACUGGGACUUCGGAGGGAAGUUCCAUAUCGCGGGGAAUUGUGUCGUUUUCCUCAGGCGAGCUUCCGUCUUCCAAUGUUGCAGCGGAUACUGCUACCAUUUUUGUUUCACUUGCUUCAUUUCGUGAUAGCGAGUGCGUGACAACGCUGGACCGUCUUUUCAGUGCGGCAAAAAAUCCACACCGCGUGUUUGUUGGUAUCAGCGAGGAGCGAUUUGGGAGUGAAAGCGGCUGUACCAACUCUCCUACACUUUUAGGGUUCGUUGGAAGUCAGCGUGAUUUUAAUAUUCGUUGGCGUGACGUUGUGCCCCGUGCAUUUGAUGAGGCGACAUCAGAUGAGUUCCGACCACCUCCGACAACUCCGCUACUACACGCAAGACGUGAGAACGACGUUCUCACAUGUUUCCUCAAACCCAAAAUUUCGCGACCGAGUCCGUUACCGCAAGGCAAAGAGCUUUUGCGCAACUGUCAGGUCGUCACACGUGUCGGUGAUCCGGAUGAUGCACGGGGCCCCACCUACGCACGGUACAUCACUAGCCUUUUUUACGUAGAUCAGGAUUAUUAUAUGGUCAUUGACAGUCACAUCAGAGCGCUUUUGGAGUGGGACGAGAAGAUGAUUAAACACGCUCGGCUUAUGCCAACUCGGGGAGUUUUGUCGCAUUACCCUAACGGCUACACUCCGCAGAAUCCAGACAAGGAAGUUAAUUACACUCAUGUGAUGGCCAUGUGCAAGGCUGUCAUUCCUCCCACCAACAUCCCAAAGCUUGGGGCUCGAUGGAUUUUGAAAAGACAGCGUCCACUUCUUCAAUCACUUGUGGCCGCAGGCUAUAUCUUUGGUGAUGCUCAGUUUGUGAAGGAUGUACCAUUUGACCCCUAUCUCCCCUACUUAUUUGAGGGGGAGGAAAUGCUGUACACUGCACGACUCUGGACAAAUGGGUGGGACAGCUACUGCCCGGGAGAUUCAUUUGUCUUCCACAACUAUGAACGAGCGUCCGCGCCAAGGUUUUGGUCCGCAAUAUACAAGAGCAACCAGAGCGAAAGCCGGAAGCGGCAGGAAAAAAUUGGGGUUCUUCGCGCACUUUACUUAAUGGAAAGGAAGGAGCUGAACACAACAGUACCGCUUGUUUCGCGUGACGUAGCGCAGAUCGUGUGUCCCGCCAUCAGUAUCGAGGAGGGCCGCUUUGGCAUGGGAACCGUAAGGCCACUUGACGCUUUCUGGGAAUUCGCUGAGCUUACCGAUGCGUUCUUGAAGGAGAAGGACGACGAAGGGCGGUGGAUGGGUGGUGAGGGGUUGUGUCACCAGUUGGAGGCGCUUAGUGCCUCCAUCAAACAUAUGGCUUCUGAAGAUUAG
Molecule: messenger RNA, 1503 nt
Organism: Trypanosoma brucei brucei TREU927
Lineage: Eukaryota; Euglenozoa; Kinetoplastea; Trypanosomatida; Trypanosomatidae
Exons: 1
Coding region: 1-1503 (500 amino acids)
Source: RefSeq, a predicted model, not a curated record